This is a messenger RNA of Hymenoscyphus albidus, 598 nucleotides long. Lineage: Eukaryota; Fungi; Ascomycota; Leotiomycetes; Helotiales; Helotiaceae. The record is from the annotation of a GenBank genome assembly.
AACGACGAAAUAUUUCAGCGCCCCCGAUCCAAAAAUCCAAAAAUCUCCAUCCUCCUCUCCAGCGCAUUUACACAAGUCAGCCAAUCCUCCCGAAAUUAUCAUCACGAACGCCAGACUGACCAUCAGCAGAUCGCCAAUAUGGAUGCCUCAAAAGUUCCCGUUAAGCUCGUCAAGGUCACCCGUGUUUUGGGCCGUACCGGUACGUUAUUCUCGCGACGAAACGCCAUGAGAGCGAUGGGAGAAGGGGAAAUGAGCGGAUUCUGAUGGUGAUAUCUAGGUUCCCGUGGAGGUGUUACUCAAGUCAGAGUAGAGUUCAUGGACGACACCACCCGAAGCAUUAUCCGUAACGUCAAGGGCCCAGGUACGAUUUCCCUCGAAAAUUCCCUGGCGAAGAUCCCGCAAAUUCAACGACAGGGGAAUUACGAAGGAGUAAAACAAAUACUAACAAAAUUAAUUCCUACAGUCCGUGAAGACGAUAUUCUUUGCCUCCUCGAGUCCGAACGCGAAGCCAGAAGAUUGAGAUAAACGCAUAUUCUUUGGUCGUGGGGAAAAUGGGGUUACACUGGUGCAUUCAUGAAAUUUUGCUAGGGAAAUGGGA